Messenger RNA from Sander lucioperca (pikeperch), 1792 nucleotides. RefSeq names its product wiskott-Aldrich syndrome protein family member 3-like. Gene Ontology annotation, biological process: positive regulation of Arp2/3 complex-mediated actin nucleation; actin cytoskeleton organization. Gene Ontology annotation, molecular function: protein kinase A regulatory subunit binding; Arp2/3 complex binding; actin binding. Gene Ontology annotation, cellular component: cytoskeleton. Bases 186 to 1664 code for a protein of 492 amino acids. The record is from RefSeq and is a predicted model, not a curated record. NCBI's taxonomy places the organism in Eukaryota, Metazoa, Chordata, Actinopteri, Perciformes, Percidae. The transcript is spliced from 12 exons.
CUCGGCCGAAGUUCUCCGACAGGAGCCGAGCGGCUCCGAGCGGCUCCGAGCGGCUCCGAGAAGGUGUCAGACGUCAGAUCUCUCUCAGCAUCCAUAUUCCCGGCCGCGGAGCGGAGGGAGAGGCCGCUCGGUGACAGAGGAGCCCCGGAGGAACCCACCGGACACCGGAAACGGAGCGCGCGAUCAUGCCGUUGGUGAAGCGGAUCAUUGAGCCAAGGUAUCUGUGUCGUGGCGCCCUGCCUGAUGGCGUUGCCAGUGAGCUGGAGUGCGUCACCAACAGCACGCUGGCCGCCGUCAUCAAGCAGCUCGGAGGACUCAGCCGCCAUGCAGAGGACAUCUUCAGCGAGCUGUUCAGCGAGGCCAACACCUUCUACGUGAGGAUGAGCGGUCUGCAGGAGAGAGUCGACCUGCUGGCUGUCAAAGUCACUCAGCUGGACUCCACCGUGGAGGAAGUUUCUCUGCAGGACAUCAACAUGAGGAAAGCUUUCAGGAGCAGUACCAUCCAGGACCAGCAGGUGGUGUCCCGGAGCUCCAUCCUCAACCCCGUCCUGGAGAUGUACCAACGCAGCGACAAGCCCCCCCCCCUCAACAUCCUGACCCCCUACAGGGAUGAUAAGAAGGACGGUCUGAAGUUCUACACUGACCCGUCCUACUUCUUCAGCCUGUGGAGGGAGAAGAUGCUUCAGGCCACCGAGAACAAACGCAAAGAGAAGAGACGACAGAAGGAGCAGAAGCAUGUGGAGGAGUCUUCAGGCCGGGAGGUGAAGAAGGUUCGGAAAGCUCGGAACCGGCGACAGGAGUGGAACCUCAUGGCGUACGACAAGGAGCUCCGCCCAGACGCUCGAAUCACUCCGUCACCUUACCACACCUCUGACGGCUCCAUGUCACCUGACAGCUCCCUGCACCAUGACGCCCCGGUGCAUGAUGGGAAGGAUCCCGUCGCUGCAGCGCUGGGUGGUGGCGGUCAGACUCAGUCGCUGGACCGCGCUCUCAGACCCUCUUCUGUUUCCUCUGCGGUCGCCACGGCAACAGGUCGCCAGCACUCUCUGGGACGCAACCAGCCGCAUCACCACCAGCAUCCGCCCCCACUUGCUGGCUCGGCCAAUCAGAACGGAGCACGGACACACGCUGCCAAGGAGGCCAAUGACCAUCAGAUCCCUCCGGCCCCCCCGCCGCCCCCCCCUCUCAUGCCAUCAGCGGGUCAGAUGGCGUUCCCCAACAGCUCCACCCACUCCGCUGCCAUGGCAACACCGCUGCACCCAGCAGCUGUUCCUGGUAACCAAGGUGCCCCCCCCCUCUCUCGCCCCUUCAGCCCCUCCCCUCCCCCGCCCCCCCCGGCUAACUACAGCCCCUCCCCCUCCCGGCCCGGAGGCCAGGCUCCGCCCCUGGCCAUGGCUGCACCGCCGCUGCCCCCAGCAACGGACGGCAGGAAGCCCCCCGGUGGAAUCAUCACGCCGGUGAACGACGCACGCAGCGACCUGCUGGCCGCCAUACGCAGAGGGAUCCAGCUCAGGAAGGUUCAGGAGCAGCGGGAACAGGAAGAGGCCAAGAAACGAGAGCCGACAGGAAAUGACGUCGCUACCAUCCUGUCGCGCCGCAUCGCGGUGGAGUACAGCGAAUCAGAGGACGACUCUGAACCCGAGGACCAGGACUGGUCCGACUGACGGGUCAGAACCCAAACUCACACAGGAAGUAAAACAUCACGGAAACUGCUGCAGUCAAACACUCAAACACAGUCCAGAAAUAUCUAGAUCAUCCAGAACCAGGAAAUAUCUAGAUCAUCCAGAACCAG